Suillus paluster is the source of this 1411-nucleotide messenger RNA. Its product is annotated as chaperonin 10-like protein. Lineage: Eukaryota; Fungi; Basidiomycota; Agaricomycetes; Boletales; Suillaceae. The record is from RefSeq and is a predicted model, not a curated record. The coding region runs from base 287 to 1294 and encodes 335 amino acids. Gene Ontology annotation, molecular function: oxidoreductase activity. The transcript has 4 exons.
GUACAGCAGCCACAUGUGAUAAGGCCUAGGCGGUGUGAAAUGCAACAACACUAGUUCCUGCUCCAUUUAGAGCUGUGGCUUUAGCUUGCCUCGAGCAGGAAACCCUACUAAUCACCGGAUACCAUGUCAUCAUUGCGAUGACCUACCAACUCCAGUGGCUUUCCCGUCUUAUCAAUCCCUCUGUGCCUUUCAAGUCAAGGCGUAUUGGUCAUUUCCUCCAGUGAGUUUAUUGCCUGUACUGGUUUAACCAUUUCGUUGCUCAGAACAUCCCAGUCGUCAAAUCGCCAUGCAAGCUCUCAAGUUUGAGAAGACUGGAUCCUUGGAUGGUCUUUCUUUGGACAUCGUCGACAAACCCAUUUUACGUCCCGGUGAGGCUCUGGUACGUAUCAGAGCUGCCGGUGUCAACGGGUCCGAUGCUGCAGCCGUCUUGGGCAUGCUUCCAUUUGUGACCACCCCGCGCAUCCCUGGCAGAGAUUUCUCCGGCGAAGUCGUUGAAGCACUGGACGAAGCCGGGACCUCAAGCCAGGAGUGGAUCGGUGCAGAGGUAUGGGGAACGGGCAGCGAGAGGGGCUUCACUUCGGAUGGAACAUUCUCUCAAUAUGUCGCUGUCCCUAUCGUUGCGCUGAGCCGGAAACCCGCAACUCUUGACCACUCCAAGGCUGGCAGCAUGACGCUACCGUGGCUAUGUGCCUGGAUCACAGUCGACACUCUCGCGAACGUCAAAGAGGGAGACAAUGUAAUUAUCAUUGGUGCUCGUGGCGGCAUAGGCUCUGCAGCAGCCCAGCUCUGCAAGGAGCGCGGGGCGCGCAUAUUCGGCACAUACACAUCGCUCGCCAAAGUAACUCCCCCAUCGUAUAUCACACCUAUUGAACUGUCCUCCAAAAACGCCAUCCGCGAGGCCAUUGCAAAAGCAGGGCUUCAUAACAAAAUUGACGUUUUGCUAGACUGCGCCGGUUACGACCAGCCAUUCAACGAUGCGAUUUUCACGAUGACGCCCAACGGCUCCGGCCGUGUCGUGAUCAUGGCUGUUCAUGCGAAGGACGGCAUAUUCCCCAUGGACCUGCGCACUUUCUACACGAAGGCCCUUACGCUGAAGGGUAUGAAGUCGAGUAUUCUAGGCCCGUUGGAGGUCAAGAAGGUACUGGACGAACUUGCAAGGAAGAUUGAUAGCGGGCUGUUAGAGGGACCGAAGGAGGUCAAAGAAGUUGAUCUGAGGAACAUGGAUGCUGUGAAGGGUGCUCUACAAGAAAUUUUAACUCGCGCUUCCCAUGUCCGUUCAGUGGUUGUUCCCUGAACGUGUCCAUGUUCGCAAAGUCAUCAUACCAGUAUCUGUGUACCUUAUUGCAUUCGUGCCGCCACUUCUGUGAUUAUUUAUUUACAAAUAAAUGUAUUCCUGGUUUCGAAUGUCACU